AUGGAUGAGGAUCAAGGGCCAGCCGCUGCCUUGCCAGGGCAACAUGUUCGAACUUCGCGAUCGCCACUGGCCAGGCUGAAGCGGACUUUUUUGACCAAGGAGGGACUACUCGGCGACUACGAUUAUGUAUUCCUGUUUAAGCCGAAUCUCCCCUUCAUGAAGCGGUCGCUGCAAGCCGCUCCCUUCUUUGGACUGAAUGACCGAAUGCCAGUCUUCCUGGCUUUGCUGCUUGGACUUCAGCAUGCCCUGGCCAUGCUUGCUGGCAUUAUAACGCCACCGAUCAUUCUAGCAGGCUCUGCAGGAGUCAACUUGACAACUGAGAACCAACAAUACCUCGUAUCCACAGCUCUUAUCGUCUCAGGAAUACUGUCGCUCAUCCAAAUUACUAGAUUUCAUAUAUACAAGACUCCAUACUACAUUGGCACAGGCGUCAUCUCUGUGGUGGGAGUUAGUUUCUCAAUCAUUCCUGUAGCAGAAGGCGCAUUUGCGCAAAUGUAUGCCAAUGGGUAUUGUCCAACGGCAGAGGAUGGGACGCUGCUCCCGUGUCCAGAUGGUUAUGGUGCUCUUCUCGGUACCGCCGCCGUUUGCGCUUUGCUUGAAAUCUUGAUCGCUUUUGCUCCGCCCAAGAUCAUUCUCAAGAUCUUUCCUCCUAUUGUCACUGGGCCAACGGUCAUGCUCAUUGGUAUCAGCUUGAUUGAGAGUGGCUUCCAAAAUUGGGCGGGUGGUAGUGGCGGCUGUGCUGCUACAGAUCCUACUGCGUACUUUGCUUUAUGCCCAAACAUUGCGGCACCUCACGCCCUCCCGUGGGGAUCAGCUGAAUUCCUGGGACUCGGUUUCUCUGUAUUCCUAACUAUCAUCCUUUGCGAACGAUUCGGCUCCCCAAUCAUGAAGUCUACUAGUGUCAUCAUUGGUUUACUUGUGGGUUGUAUCAUUGCCGCAGCCUGUGGCUACUUUGACCGCAGUGGCAUCGACUCAGCACCCGUGGCGUCCUUCAUUUGGGUGAAUACGUUCAAGCUCAGUGUUUACGGGCCUCUGGUCCUGCCCAUGUUGACCGUUUUUAUAAUUUGUGCCUGCGAAGCCAUUGGUGAUGUUACGGCGACAUGCGAUGUCUCUCGCCUCGAGGUCCAGGGUGAGAUCUACGAGUCGCGCAUUCAAGGUGGCGUGCUCGCGGAUGGUCUGAAUGGAAUUCUUGCUGCACUCAUGACCAUGACGCCAAUGACCACAUUCGCCCAAAACAAUGGUGUCAUUGCUCUGACACGUUGUGCAAACCGCACAGCUGGAUACUGCUGUUGCUUCUUCCUGAUUCUGAUGGGCAUAUUUGCCAAGUUUGCUGCCGCAUUGGUUGCGAUCCCAUCAGCAGUAUUGGGUGGCAUGACUACGUUUUUGUUCUGUGCUGUUGCUGUGUCUGGAAUUGCCAUCAUUACAAAGGGCGUUCCUUUCAACCGUCGAAACCGAUUUGUACUUACAGCGGGUCUGGCGAUCGGUUAUGGCGCAACUCUCGUGUCCAACUACUUUUCCAGUGUCUUCACCUACAGCGGCGACAACCACGCGCUGCAAGGCUUCCUUGACGCCAUCGUACUUAUCAUGGAGACAGGAUUCGCCGUAACAGCAAUAGUUUGCAUGAUCCUCAACCUUACUAUUCCUGAGGAGAUUGAGGAAAUCAGGGAGACUGCGAGCGAUCACUCUGCCAUCAUGGGUUGGCAUGCCGAUCAAUCCAACCCGCCUGCUACUGGGAGUGGUAGCUAUCCGAUAGAACAGAGUCGUGGGAGUGGGGACAAUGGGGAGAAACGCUUGUAA
This is a messenger RNA of Pestalotiopsis fici W106-1, 1797 nucleotides long. RefSeq names its product Uric acid-xanthine permease. Gene Ontology annotation, molecular function: xanthine transmembrane transporter activity. The transcript is spliced from 8 exons. Lineage: Eukaryota; Fungi; Ascomycota; Sordariomycetes; Amphisphaeriales; Sporocadaceae. Gene Ontology annotation, cellular component: fungal-type vacuole; membrane. The record is from RefSeq and is a predicted model, not a curated record. Gene Ontology annotation, biological process: transmembrane transport; xanthine transport. Bases 1 to 1797 code for a protein of 598 amino acids.